Acanthosepion pharaonis is the source of this 1275-nucleotide messenger RNA. The record is from the annotation of a GenBank genome assembly. Lineage: Eukaryota; Metazoa; Mollusca; Cephalopoda; Sepiida; Sepiidae.
AUGCCGGGUUCGUCCAUUGUGGAGGCUUCUUCUGGAUCGGUGCUAAUUGGUCUUUCCCGCCAUCAUUUACUCUCCAACACCGCACUCAUUCCUUUACUUCCCUGUGAAGCUGUCACAAUCAACCUUUUACUGCCUUUCUUUCGAAAUCAAUUUCUUUUUCUGUCUUCCUUUUUUUCUUCUUUUUUUUCUUCUUUUCACCUCUUCUCCUUUCAUACUUCUAGACUUCUUAUUUGUAGCUUGACUGUUUCAUUAAUAUAUUUUUGUCCUUAUCCUCUUCCUUUAUAUUUCACUUUUCUCUUUCCUUUGUACAUUUCGUGUGUCUUUUUUUCUACUUCCCCCCCUCUCACAACCUAUUUCUUCUAUUCAUUAUCUCCUCAUUUGAUUGUCUCAAGUAGCGUCUCUCUUUUCAUUUUUUUUUCUCUGUACAAUAUCUUUCGUUCUGCUCUUUUUCUUUCAAUCUCGUAUCCCCACAACUCUUUUUUUUUUCUUCUUUUCUUUUCUUCAUUCUACUUUUCAUUCUUUUCCAACACCCCUUCCCUUCUUAACGCCGUCUUUAUCUUAAUUUCUUUCUCUGUUUUCUACUUUUUCAUUAAAGAAAUCUCCCUUUCCCUCUCUCUCUCUCUCUCUCUCUCUCUCUCUCUUCACUACUACCUUUCUCUUCCUGUUAAUUUUUUUCAUCUUUUUUAUUUUGCGAUUUCUUCUUCAUCUCUUCUUUUUUUCUUCUUUUUUCUUCUUCUUCUUCACCAUAGUCCUUAUUAUUUUCUGUCUUCAUUCACUCCUCCCCCUCAAAACCCCUCUCCUCAAACUCCUCCUCAUCUCAUCCACUUCCUACUCCUUCUCUUCAUCAUCGUCAUGCUUCUUCUUCAUCAUCAUCAUGGUCCUUCCUUAUUUUCUCUCUUCACUCUUAAUCCUCCUGCACCUAUUCCUACUCCCUCUUCACAUGCUUAUUGUUUUCUGUUUUCGUUCACUCUUUCUCCUUCUUUUUCACCAAGAGCCUUCCGUAUUGUUUUCUGUCUUCAUUCAUUAUCUUUCUUCUUUUCUUUUUCUUCUUCUUACUCUUCUUUUUCUUCUUCUUUCCUCAUCGCUUUCUGUCUCCUAAUCUAUUUCUUCCUCCUUCUUGUUACUCUUAUUCUUCUGUCCUUCCUUUUUGACUUUUUCGACAACUUCCUCCUUCCGGUUACCUCUGUACUUCUUCUUCUUCCACUCUUCCUCUUCUUUUCAUUUUUCCAAACGUUCAUUCCAGUUCUUUCAUAUUUUCCUUUAUUCCACUUAUGA